Molecule: messenger RNA, 1967 nt
Organism: Coturnix japonica (Japanese quail)
Lineage: Eukaryota; Metazoa; Chordata; Aves; Galliformes; Phasianidae
Gene: MATCAP1
Product: microtubule associated tyrosine carboxypeptidase 1
Source: RefSeq, a predicted model, not a curated record
GGCGCGGCGGGCGUGAGAGGGCAGCGGGGCCGGAGCGUUGGCCGCGCUGGAGGCGAUGGUGCUGGACCCGGGGGCGGCGGGCGGGCAGGGCCGUGCCGGGCUGGGCACGCUGCCGGACCGCGAUGGAUCCCGGCUGUGCUCGUGUCCCUCUCCGCCGCCUCGCCCGGCGGGGUCCGCUUCGCCCCGUUGCCCGCGGGGGACCCGGCGUUUGUCGGAAACGGGCGCCGGGAUGCGGCGGAGCGGCGGGAGGAUUCGGGCCGCCGCCUCGUUGCCUCACAUCGCGAGGGCCAGGGGCGAGGAGGGCGGCGGGGCCGGGAGGCGCAGCCCCUGCCUGCUCGUAGCGCUGCGGCCGCGGAACGUGGAGGCAGAACGGGAGCGGUUCUUCAGGGAGCGGUUCGCGUACGACCCGCAGUUCGAAUACGCCGAGCCCGUGCCCGAGGCUGUGCUGGACAAGUACCGAGACGCGUCGGAUCGCUUCGUGGCACAGGCCAUUAGGAUCAUUCAUGCUGUCCUGGAGAAGUACGGGACCUAUGAGAGCUUCGAAGUUGCCACUGGUGGGAGACUGCUGAGCAAGUGCCAGAUCUGGUCUGUUAUCCGAAAGUACAUGCAGAAGGAAGGCUGCGCAGGGGAGGUAGUGGUGCAGCUCACUGAUGAUCUCCUGUCACAGGCCGUGAUGAUGGUGGAGGACAGCCGGCCAACAUUGGCCAUCAACCUGUCUGGAGCCCGGCAGUACUGGCUGGAGGGCAUGCUGCGCCAUGAGAUAGGUACCCACUACAUCCGCGGGGUGAACAACACCCGCCAGCCCUGGCACAGCUCAGAGGGCCGCAAGCAGUACAGCCUGAAGCCUGCCAACCCCACAGAGGAAGGUUUGGCCAGCCUUCACAGCGUCCUCUUCCGCAAAGACCCUUUCCUUUGGCGUGCAGCCUUGCUCUACUACACCAUUGAGCGGGCCAGCCGCCUCUCCUUCUCCGCGCUCUUCCAGGACCUGGAGCAGUACGUCCAGGAUGCUGGCAUCCGGUGGGAGUACUGCGUGCGGGCCAAGCGGGGCCAGACUGACACCUCACAGCCAGGCUGCUUCAGUAAGGACCAGGUGUACCUGGAUGGGAUUCUCCGCAUCCUGCGACAUCGGCAGACAAUCGACUUCCCAUUGCUGGCUGCUCUUGGAAAGGUCUCCUAUGAAGAUGUGAACCGCCUGAAGAAAUUUGGUGUCCUGGAGAAGGCUCGCAUCCCCCAUUUCAUGCAGGACCUGGAGCGAUACAUGAAGCAGCUCGACCACAUUGUCACCACCAACCAGCUGGAUGAGCAGGAGCUGGAGGAGCUGCUGCCUGAGUGAGCAGCACUGUGCACCCCACGGCCACCCCAUGUGCCUCAGUGCAGCCUGCCAGCACCCGGCUGAUGCUGGCUCUAUUUAUUCAGUAUUUAUUGGGGCUGUCGGGCCAGUUUUUGCCUCAAGGAGAUGGCACAGCCUGGGCUUUUGCCCGGGAGGCUGAUGUGCAUGUACCGCUGUGCAGGGUAGUGCAGCUGAGAUGGUCGGUGUGGUUGUUGUUGAUUGCCCCCCUGCCCAGGUCCGUGCAUUUUGAGGAACACUGUGCUACUCCGCAUGGUUUUGGGGAAACGAGAGUUUGGAGGGAGCAAGGGCAGAGCCUAGGAGCUGCACCAGUCUUGCACUGGUGCAAGAGGCUGCAUUGGGCUGGUUGUAAUGGGGAAAGCAGGGCAGGACCCUCCAGGUUCUGAGUGGUGUUCUCCUCAUGCCCUCCCUGAGGGGCAGGAAGGACUCCAGUCCUCCCACAUAACAACCUCUGCUCUCCCUGCUUCUAGAUACCUGCCCUGUCAUUGCAGACCUACAAGUAACCAUGACUGUACCCCAAAUACAUGCUCUGCCUGGCAUCAAGGCACAAAGGACUCGGGGUAGGGAUCUGGCUUGAUGUUACAAAAAAAAAGGUGUAAUAAAACCCAUGUAAUGGAAA